Molecule: messenger RNA, 2866 nt
Organism: Thecamonas trahens ATCC 50062
Lineage: Eukaryota; Apusomonadida; Apusomonadidae
Product: heat stress transcription factor A-4c
Exons: 1
Coding region: 591-1745 (384 amino acids)
Biological process (GO): regulation of DNA-templated transcription
Molecular function (GO): sequence-specific DNA binding; DNA-binding transcription factor activity
Source: RefSeq, a predicted model, not a curated record
CAUCUCUCUCUCACUCUCGCACUCGUUCACGAACGUCCGCCUCUCGCGUCCCUUGCUAAGCUCGCUCCGCACUUGUUGUCGAAGCGUUCUCCAGUCACACCAACACACCGUCUUUUACGUGUGUGUGUGUCUCUCGGUCUCUGUCUGUUCUUUCAGUCGGACCGACCCCGUACCCCUUCUCUUUGAGCGCCUGCGCCGCCAAAGCGAAGAACACCUUCUUUCUCCCCACGACUCUGCACUUGAGCAAGCUCGUUCGGUCUCAACCUCUCCCGAUCACUAUGCCUCGCAAGACGGAUUGUCUGGUACCCCGUCGGUACCUUCUGGCUGCUGCCCCGGUCACGGGCUCGUUCAUGAGCUCGGGCAAACUUCAACCCCCAAACCAAGCAACCCCGCCGCUCGUGAGAAAGGACUACUGUACGGCCCCCCUGUGGUCAGUAGUUAAUUGAUCAAGAGAAGACACCACAAGCAAGCAAGAGACAGAGAACCCGGAAGACCGCAACUUCCCCGCUCGCUUCAAGCCGCACACCUCUGGACUCUCGGCACGCACACACUAUCUUUAUCGCUGCGUGCGCCCUCGCCUUCACCUCAACAUGAGCAUCCCGCAUCGUCUCACUGACGAAGAUGCCGUGAAGGCCCUUUCGGCUGCUGCCGCUUCGACGGCGGCGGCAUCGCCCGGCGACAUUGCCCGGGCCCAGGCUGCGGCCGCCGCCCUGCCGGACCCUGUGCCGGCCGGCGAGCCGUACGACCGCACCAUCGGCGCGCUGAAGGGCGUCGCCGCCUUUAUCGCCAAGACCUACGCCAUGGUCUCCGACUCGGUCUGCGACCACAUCAUCACCUGGCUGCCCGAGGGCACUUCGUUCAUCGUCGUCGACGCCGACGGCCUCACUGACUCGGUCCUCGGCACCUUUUUCAAGCACUCGAACUUCCAGUCCUUUAUCCGCCAGCUCAACAUGUACGGCUUUCGUAAGGUCGGCGCACCCUCGCACUGGGAGUUCUACCACGACGGCUUCCGCCGCGGACGCACUUCACUGCUGCGCUACAUCAAGCGCCGCCGCAAGGGCGCCGCCGCCGCCGCAUCGGCCAAGGCCUCGGCCUCGGCCACCGCCCCCGCGCCUCCGCCCGCCUUUCAGCGCGAGCUCAAGGGCCUCAAGCGCCAGCGCGACGAGCUCCAGCACGAGCUCGUCUCGCUGGCAUCGGCCCAGGAGGCCAUGGACACCCAGCUCGCCGCCAUCGCCGCCGAGAACGCUCGCCUCCGCGACGAGCUCGCUGCCUCGCACCGCGCCCACCAGGCCAUGGUCGACACCGUCUCCUCCAUCGUCUCGCUCCUCGGCGACAAGGCCGCACCGGCGUCGGCCACCCUCCGCGCCGCGCUCCCGCCGCUCCCGCUUGACUUUGACGACGCCGACCUGCGCCCGGCCAAGCGCGCCCGCGGCCUCGAAUCGGCCGCCCUCGCGCCGGCGUCCUCGCUCGGCACGCCCACCCUUGCGCCAGCCGCCUUGGACCUGCCGCUCCCCGCCGCGCCCGCGCCCUCGCGCGCCCGCCCAUCCCUUGACAUCGAUGCCGCGCUCGCCACCCCUGUCGGCCCCGGCCUCGACAUCGCCCUCCGCUCCCCGCUCUUUGGCCUCACCCCGUCGGCGGGCCUCAUGCCCAUGGGCCUCUCGCCGCUUGCGGCGUCGGGCACCUCGGCCGCCGCUGACUUUUCGGCCUUUCUCUCUGACAUGCUUGCCCUGCCGCCUGCGGUGUAAGCAAACCAUUGGACUACCCGCGUUGUCCGCGUCCGCGCCCAGCCCGUGCCUUGUCCGCAGGCACCACGUCUUCGUGUCGUGGCAAGCCAGCGUGCAGAUUGUUUCCGCUUCCAACCCAGGAUGGCAGCAAGCCAUGAAAAGACCUGUGGUUAAGGACCGAGCUCCAGCUCCCUGGAACAUCUCGCAACAACGCAAGCACGGCGCUGCGUCGCUGUUCGCACCUUCGCGACGCAUCCAACCCCGUCCGCGUGUGGCCUCCCGGCCGCGCCUCUGCCGUCUCCGUGGCAUACGCCCAACGGCUUGCAGAUCGUCUGUGCUGUGACCAGCUGCCUCCGCCAUCUCGUGCAUUUUGUAUCUCUGCAGAAGCUGAGGAAGGCGGAACUGCAGCAUACCGCAAGCACCAGCCUCGUCGCUCCUGACGACUCGCAACAAGGCGUGUCUCCGCGCCGCCGCACGCGCCCCCCUUUCAUCCGUCAACUUUGUCCGCGCCUCCGCCAACCGGCUCCACGCCUGGCUCCACCCUUGACUAUUGCAAUCUCGGCUAGCAUGGCUUUCGCCUGAUUCCGUCGUGGAUGGGAUCAGGGGAUCGCAGUGAGCUCGUCGAGCCAGUUGCCUUUUUUUCUCUGGUGCCUGCCUUUUAGUGGAGCCGCCCGAGCGCCCUCACUUUUGACUCUCCCUCCUGGCCUCUUGCCGGAGGUAGGUGCCAUCUCGCGUCCCCGCCCGAGCCGUAUCAGCACCAGGCGCUUGCAGCAACUCUGCAACGCCUGCGUGCGGGAUCUGUGCCUUGUGCAUCCGUGACGAACGUAAGAACGAGAUGGCACCUGCCCCCUGCAUCGGGUCGGGCGUCGCUGAGAUUUUGAUACCCCGUCGUCGGUCCGCCCGCCCGCCCGUCGUCAUCCAGCCCCGCGGUGCGUCCGAGGAGUCAUUGGUUUGGCCAAGGUCUCCUCAAACGCUGCCGUGUGCCACUACUGGGUUUCUUGGUGUUUGACGCCAAGAAAGCCCGAGCCUCGUGCUCCAGCAGUGAGCAACAAGUGCUGCUGUCGACAGGCGGCGUGGACGGCAGGCCACGCCCGAGGUGCCUUCCGCUCUCCUGUACCCAUUGAACACCUCCUCGCGACCAA